This is a messenger RNA of Neurospora tetraspora, 1953 nucleotides long. RefSeq names its product transcription factor IIA, alpha/beta subunit. Gene Ontology annotation, biological process: transcription initiation at RNA polymerase II promoter; transcription by RNA polymerase II. The record is from RefSeq and is a predicted model, not a curated record. Bases 326 to 1546 code for a protein of 406 amino acids. The transcript has 3 exons. Gene Ontology annotation, cellular component: transcription factor TFIIA complex. Lineage: Eukaryota; Fungi; Ascomycota; Sordariomycetes; Sordariales; Sordariaceae.
CUCGUCACACACGCGAACUUCCAUUGGAUUCCAACAAAAAGAAAUCGUCAAGCCUUUUUUCGAGUCCGCGCUGGACGACGGCGUAGAAGAAGGAGCGGACAGCAAGCAGAGCGUUUGGUUUGCUGACAUAAACGCGUCCCCGUCAUCGUGUGGAAGAACAAGACAAGCAUCAUAUCAACUGAAGGCUCUUGUGUCCCCGUCCGUCGAGCAGCCGCAACCGUCACAAGCAGGCAGCUCUUGUCUCCCAUCGCCAUCAGCAGUCACGCAAGCCUCACCCAGUCAGCCAGCACUCAAUACGCACAUCCAUCCAUCACCUUCAAUCACCAUGUCCAACGCGACUGUCGGUACCGUUUACGAGCACAUCAUCAACGAGGUGAUCAACGCUGUCCGCGUCGACUUCGAGGAGAAUGGCGUCGACGAUAGUGUUCUAGAAGAACUGAAAAAGGGAUGGCAACACAAGCUGUCCCAGCUCAACGUUGCUCAGUUUCCUUGGGACCCCAAGCCUGAAGCACCACCCCCGGCGCAGGCCGCGCAGAACACUUCCGCUGCCGUCAAUGCGCAGGCGGCUGCUGCCCAGCAACCAACGGCCAACUACACUCAGUCGACCCUGAGCCCACAAACGGCCGCUCAGCCCCUGUCUCUUCCUGGCGGCCAGCCCAACGGCAAUGGCGUCGCCAUCAAGAAUGAACCAGGCAUGGCGAACGAGCCUGCCAUCAAGCAAGAACCGGGUACUAUGCAGCCCAUGAUGCACCCCGCCUACCCUGGCAACAACGCCGCUCGUGGUGGUAUGGCCGCCCAGCGAGCUGCCCAAGCCAUUGCAAGCCGGUAUGGAUCGCAGGCCCAGGCUUCUAUCAACGCUAUUCACCAGCAAACUCAACAACCUCAGAUCCCCGGUCAGGCACCACAGCAACAGCAGCAACAACAGCAGCAGCUUAACCCACAGCAGCAAUAUCAGCAGAACGUGGCCGCCCAGAUGCAGGAGCGCAUGCAACAGCGCAUGCAACAGCAGCCUGGACAGCCUGGACAGCCGCAGCCUCCCAACCAGCAAAAUGGUCUUGGCGGCGCGCAGGUCGAUGGCUCGAGCGACGGAUUCGACGGUGUCCUGAUGCGUCGCGAUGCGGACGGCAACCCUGUCGAGAUGGGUCGCGUCGAGAUCGACAACCUGCUCCACGCCCAGCUCCUGGAAAAAGCUAAGCAGAGGGAAGGAGGCGGCUUGAUGCUUCCGUUGAAGGAAGCUACCAAGUCUCGGGGCACCGCCACCAAGAGGAGCCGUGCCGCCGCUCGUGGUGCGAAUCAGCUUGAUGGAAAUGAUGAGGAUGAUGAUGAGUUUGACGAAGAUGCCAUCAACUCUGACCUUGAUGACCCUGAGGAUGAACGGGAUGAUGACGAUGAAGAGGAUGAGGCUAGUGGCUGGAUCAUGCUCUGCUUGUAUGACAAGGUGCAGCGCGUCAAGAAUAAGUGGAAGUGCACCCUUAAGGAUGGUGUCUUGACUGUCAAUGGCAAGGAAUACGUCUUCCAUAAGGCCAAUGGUGAAUAUGAGUGGUAAGAGAUGCAGUGCUUGGCAGAAAGGACACUCUCACUUUUCUUUAGUUGCCUUCAAUGAGGCAGGCCUUCCUUAAAGGUUAUGUGGUCACCCACUUGCUAUCUAUACAUGUGGGUAAACCAUGGUUUCAAUGGAGCAAAAGGAAGCGAAUACGGUUCUACUCUUUGGUAGGAUGGCUGAGGGGAUAGAGUGGGGACGGAAAAUGAGUCAAGGAGGAAGGGGAUCAUAGUUUUGCGAUGAGCAAGGAAGCAGAGGGAAAACUGCGCGCAUGGGGUUUUGCGAGGGAAUGAAGGGAAUGAAAGAAUGAAGGCAGAUGGAUAUAUCUCUAGAGAUUGGCGAGGCUUGGUCUUCAGAUAUCUAGGAGCGAAGUUCGAACAGUUUUAGAAAUCAUAUAAAAUCUUCGUCAGGCC